Molecule: messenger RNA, 936 nt
Organism: Cynara cardunculus var. scolymus (artichoke)
Lineage: Eukaryota; Viridiplantae; Streptophyta; Magnoliopsida; Asterales; Asteraceae
Product: START domain-containing protein 10
Exons: 5
Coding region: 99-848 (249 amino acids)
Molecular function (GO): lipid binding
Source: RefSeq, a predicted model, not a curated record
AUACAUACCGACUUAUAUAUCAUAUGCAUCUCCCAUCUUUCUAUUAUCCUACAUUCAUUGAUUUACUCAAAAGUUUUACAUAAUAAUUUGACAUAGAAAUGCCCACGAUGAACUGCAACACUCGAGCACCUUGCAGCACGAGAUCAUGGUCUGUCAGCGAAGAUUCAUUGAAGAGGUACGUGUUCUUCGCAAGCGAGAGCUGCAUACAGGAGUUGCUCUCAGCCUCAGAUUCCAACAGGCCUGAUAACGGAGACGACGGAUGGAAAGUGCUAGCUUUGGAUGAUGGCGUUGAGAUAUCAAAACGUCGGUCUGGAUCUGGAUCUUUUCACACUUUUCGUAGCCGGUGGUUGCUUAAAUCUGUCUCAACGGAAAAAUUCAUCACAGUUGCCAACGCCAUCGAUGCUGCCAAGCAAUGGGAUUCAGAUUUAGUGGAAGCAAGGUACAUCAAAGAUCUUGAUGAAAACCUCAGCAUCAUACGACUAAGAUUUGGCGAAAGCUCCAAACCACUUUUUCGUAACCGAGAGUUCAUCGUGUACGAGAGACGAGAAACAAUGGACGAUGGGACACUGGUGGUAGCAGUAGCUUCAUUGCCAAAAGAGAUAGCAGCAGGAUUGCAGCCAAAACAGAAUAAUUCCAUUAGAGGGUUUCUUGUGCAGUCGGGAUGGGUUGUAGAAAAACUUGAUGAUGAGUCAUGCAUGGUCACUUAUGUUGUUCAGUUGGAUCCGGCAGGAUGGUUACCGAAGUUCUUUGUGAAUCGUUUCAACACAAAACUGGUGAUGAUCAUUGAAAACCUUUGGAAACAAGCCCAAGCUUGCUCUGCGAUUCCUUCUAUCACUGAUCCAUCAUGAAACAUCAAACCACCUUUAUUAAUUCUGCUUCUACUUGUUCUUUUGGGUAAGAAUUAUCAGCAACAUAUAUACAUACAAACUUUAUCCU